CAACAGAUAUAGAAAUGAAUCUACUUGACAAGCUAAAGCCUCCUAUCAAUUUAAGAGAACUCACAAUCAGAGGCUAUGGUGGUGAAACUUUUCCAUCUUGGUUAGGAGAUUUGUCAUGGCUCUCUAAUUUGCGUGUGUUUACUAUUGAAAAAUGUCCCCAACUUAUUGGAGAAGUUCCUAAUUAUUUUUCUUCAUUAGAAAGAUUUGUUAUUAAGAAUUUUCCAAAGUUGGUGGUCUCAUUAUCAAAUUAUCCGAUAGGUUGCAAAUUAGAAAUUAAUAAUUGUGAAGGAAUGGUAUGUAAUGAUGGUUCAAUUGAUUUUGAGAAUUUGGAUUCUAAAUAUCUUGCAAAUAUUUCGACAGUUGAAGAUAAAUUAAAGAAAGGUUCUCAAAGAGUAUCUCAUUUGAGGAUUGCUCAUAAUGAAGAGAUUAUGAAAUCAUGGCAAAGUUUGGAAAACACCAAUUUUCUUUCCAAUAUAAAUUUUCUUGAGAUUAAUGAGUGUCAGAAUCUAAGAUCUAUUGGAAGGGGCAUGCUACCAUCAUCUCUGGAAGAAUUUCAUAUUAAUUCUUGUCAGAGUCUAACAUUCAUUGAUAGCGAUGUCUUACCGUUAUCUCUAAAAAGGCUUACGAUUUUAGGAUGUAGAGAGCUGAAAUUUUUGAAGGAUUUAAGUGUUUAUUCUCUUAUUGAGUCCAUACAUGUUAUUUGGUGUCAAUCUCUCAAGUGCUUAACAUUAGAUGGUCCGUUGCCUGAGAGACUCAACCAACUAGAUGUUUUUGGUUGCGACGCACUAGAAACAUUAUCAUCUAGUAGAAAUGAGUACCUCCCUAAGGCACUUACAUCCAUCAAUAUCUCGUUAUGUCCAGAGCUAAAGUCAAUUGCUGAGUCCUUUGAUAAUAGCACGUGUCUUCAAUAUAUUAUUGUAGAUGGUUGUAAAAAUCUUGAAUCCUUACCUUCAGGUCUACACCAUCUUCCUUGCCUUGAGUCUAUUGAAAUAAGAGAAUGUCCAAAAUUGUCGGUGAGAGAAGGUGUUCCCACCAGCCUUAGACAACUCUUAAUUAAUGAAUGUGAAGAUGACAAGGGAAUGGGAAUGGGAAUGAGAAUGCUCACCUCUCCAAAAAAGUUGCAAAUUGCAAGCCUCCAACAGCUUAAAUCCAUCUCAGACCUGACCAACCUCACCGCUCUUGAAAGGUUGGAUAUCAUUUCACUCCCACUGCUUGAAUCCAUCUCAGACCUGAACAACCUCAACUCUCUAAAAGAGUUACGAAUCUCAUCCCUCCCACAACUUAAAUCCAUCUCAGACCUGACCAACCUCACCUCUCUAGAAGGGUUGUACAUCAAAAGCCUCCCACAGCUUGAACUAAUUCCAGAUCUCAGCGGCCUCACCUCUCUUACAGAGUUGUACAUUGAGGAAUGCCAAAAGCUCAAAUCAAUUCCAAGUCUCGGCGGCCUCACCUCUCUUGAAGAGUUGCUGAUCCAUGAUCUCCCACAGCUUGAAUCAUUUCCAAGUUUCAGCGGCCUCACCUCUCUUGAACGGUUGAAGAUCUAUGAUCUCCCACAGCUUGAAUCAAUUCCGAGUCUCGGCGGCCUCCCCUCUCUUCAAGAGUUGACGAUCGCUGAUCUGCCACAGCUUGAAUCAAUCCAAGAUCUGAGCAACCUCACCUCCCUUGAAUAUUUACAAAUUUCCCAAUGCCCAAGGAUCAAAUCAAUUCCAAGUCUCAGCGGCCUCAUCUCUCUUGAAAGUUUGCAAAUCUUUGCUCUCCCACAGCUUGAAUCAAUUCCAAGUCUCAGCGGCCUCACCUCUCUUGAAACGUUGAACAUCACUAAUCUCCCACAGCUUGAAUCAAUCCAAGAUCUGAGCAACCUCACCUCUCUUACAGAUUUCAUAAUUUCCAAUUGCCCAAGGAUCAAAUUAAUUCCAAGUCUGAGCAGCCACACCUCACAUGAACAAUUGAGGAUUAUGGAUUGCCCAAACCUCAGAUCCAUUCCCGAUCUUGGCAACUUCAAAGAUUUAUCAGUUGAGAAAUGCCCAAAACUCAAAUCCCUGCAAACCCUGCCAUCCUCACUUCAGUCUGUAUGGAUUACAAAUUGUCCACUGCUUAUAAAACGAUGGAAAAAUGUUAGGGGAAAAUAUUCCUCAAAGAUUGCUCAAAUUCCUAAAGUUGUAAUAGAUGGCAAAUUCAUCUACAAUUCAAAGGAGUCCCAAGUUGAUUAUUGGAGCUUCCUUCAAAGGCGCAUCUAAUUUUCCUAAUGGCACAGAUACAUCUAAUUCCAUCAAAGGUGAUGGUCAACAAGAAUCUCUCAAUUAUAGUUUGUCCAGGACUGCUAUGCUUAGAUUCAAUGUUGUAGAAAUCAUCGGAAAGGCUUAAAAUUUUCAUUCUCUAACUUCAUUCCGCCAAAUGAUGAGAGCAAAACCAAUUAAUGGACUUCUAUAUAUCUUGCUGAGGCAGAGCAACCAGUAAAUUUUCAUCUUAUGCAAGUAUGUGAUAAAUUCUUUCUGAAUUUCUGUUUCCUCUUAUGCAGACACUUAUUCUUUCAAUUUCUGUGAGGGUCAUUGAAUACAAGAUUAGAUGAUAUUAUUGCUUAAUUUGUCCGAGUUAAGAGAUUUGAUGCAAAUUUGAUAAUUUUGGCUUUUAUUUCUAUGCUUAUACAAUUCAAGGCAAUAAUUCAAGGCAAAAAUGUGUAGAGGCCAGUAUUGAGCUAUUUUCAUUCUUAAAUUAAAUAAUAGAUUUAUAAAUUGAUCUCGUUUGGUUUUAGGUUUGUCAAAACUUCUAACAUCUAAACCAUUCUACAAUUUUUAUUUAUACUUUUUGUUGUUUAGAAAAUAAUUCCUAUGCCUCAAGUUUAAACUUUGCUAACUUUUUUUUUUCUUUUGUCAGAUAUUUGACUAUAACAAAAUUCUAUGCUAUCAACAAUAUUCUCAUAUUGAAGUUUACUAAG
Molecule: messenger RNA, 2935 nt
Organism: Mangifera indica (mango)
Lineage: Eukaryota; Viridiplantae; Streptophyta; Magnoliopsida; Sapindales; Anacardiaceae
Product: putative disease resistance protein At3g14460
Exons: 4
Coding region: 15-2237 (740 amino acids)
Source: RefSeq, a predicted model, not a curated record